GCCCACAAUUGCCAAUGCCCUGUACUAGUGGUGAAAGCUCCUCCUGAUCACCCCUUUGGUGUCCGGACAGAUGAAGUCUCUACUAUGCUGGAUGGUGUGCCGAUGAUUCACAAUCGUAAGAUUAUCAUUGGUGGUGACAAAACCCCAGAGACUGUCGAAGCAUGCCGUUGGAUGUUUGAACACUUUUGCUGCCCGACCGAUAUCAUCAUCAUCCUACAUGCUCGGAUCUCGAAAGAUCAUGUGGCGCUCGUCAGGCGCUACAUGACAAUAAGAAAGCCAAGGAAGAAGCCGGAGCCUCCACCUGCCAUUCCUCCGCCUGGUCCUUCUAGUCCCUCUGGUUCCUCUCCUCGUACUUCUCGUCAAUCGUCUACAACCCCUCGUUCAUCCGUGGCUACUCGUGCGCCUUCGAAGACUCCCCGUUCUCCCCGUUCUCCCUGUUCUCCCAGUUCUCGUGCUUCUGCUGCUGCUGAUGAUGCUCCUACUGCUCCGCCUGCCGAGCCUCCUGCUGAGCCCCCUCCUCCUCCCCCUCCCCCUCCCCCUCCCCCUCUCCCUGAGCCGCUGAAGCUUGAGGAUGACGAUGACACGACAUGGAUGGAUGAGCUUGUUGACAUGGGGAAGUUGAUGGGUUUUGAGGUACAAGGAAAGUAUGUAGAAGGAAAAGAUACCAGAGAAGUACUUUGUCAGGAGGCCGUCUCUGAAAAGGCUGACAUUCUAGUGGUGGGAAGCAGAGGCCUGACAAAAUUGCAGAGGAUUUUCUUGGGGAGCUGCAGCAUGUACUGCUUGCACAAUGCUCUUUGCUCUGUGCUGAUAGCUAGACAUCUUGAAGAGCCACCAGGAGACUAGCAGAAGGCGAAUCCGCGUAACUUUCAAGUACUCUUGCUAAUGGAUUGUGUUUCUAGUAGAUUGAUAUUAUAGUAGACACACAAUCUGCUGGUAGAUUGUGUUUCUAGCAGAUUCACAUGUAGUAGAUUGUGUUUCCUGCGCUUCCACCAGGAAAUGCUGGUAGAUUCACAUCUAGCUGUAUGCAUUUCCAGUGCUUUCCAUGAGAGACCAAAAUGGCUAUGUUUUUUUAAAGCGCUUAUCCAUGCAAGACACAAGAUCAUGGGCUCGAACCCUGGCCGAAAAGGGUAGAUUGAUCUAUAUAUUCAGCGGCAUUGACUUGCUUGCAUCUCUACAUCGAUGGAUCCUUAAACCACCACUUCAACGGCCCCCGCACUGUUCCUUUUUUUUCGUCCACAAGUACCGGUUCAAAAUCUACCGGGCCCAGGCCUGGGACCACAAUUAUCUUUCCUCAGGGCCGUGCUCAGCGUGCUGUAGAUCUUAAUCUAGGGGAAAGGCAACUUUUGGUUUGUCACAAUAGCUCUGGAUGGAGCGGUGGUUUAAACAUGAUUUUGUUUUAUGCCAUUUAGUUCGGAGGGCGGAGGACAUAAUUUUUUAGUUCAUUUUGAAGUAAUUUUGGUGACAUGAAGAAAUUAUGUUCAAAUGUGCUACGGUCUGUUUCGAGU
This is a messenger RNA of Chara braunii, 1505 nucleotides long. NCBI's taxonomy places the organism in Eukaryota, Viridiplantae, Streptophyta, Charophyceae, Charales, Characeae. The record is from the annotation of a GenBank genome assembly.